GAAAGCAUUUCCGUUAAUAACAACCACAGACAAAUUCCUAUAACUACCUUUCUAAAUAUUAUCCCAACACAUUUUUAAGAUUGAGCUUUAUUGUAAUAACUUUGAUGCUCCUGUAAUCUAUACUCAUUUUGUUCACGGAUUCGGACUAGUAGAUCACACAUUAAUUACUACUGUGCUCUAGAUUUCGCCGGGAAAUUUUUAAGAUGUCAACGAAGGAGGCGGAGGCGCCGGAGGAGAUCAAGGUGUUGUUUGAUGAGUACUCGGAUGAUGGGAUCAUGACCGUUGAUCAUUUCCACAGAUUUCUCAUUGAGAUCCAAAAGCAACAAAAUGCUACUGUAGAAGAAGCAAAGAAUAUCUUUAAAGAAAUCCACGGUUUUAGUCUACAUGGCUUUUUCAAGUACCUUUUUGGUGAUUUUAACUCUCCUCUCGAUCUUAACCGUGGGGUGCACCAUGAUAUGACUGCUCCUCUGUCUCAUUAUUUCAUAUAUACUGGGCACAAUUCAUAUCUAACUGGGAAUCAACUUAGUAGUGAAAGCAGUGAUGCUCCCAUAAUAGAUGCCUUGAAGAGAGGUGUGAGAGUGAUCGAAUUGGAUAUAUGGCCUAAUUCCAAUAAAGACGGAGUGGAUGUUUUUCACGGGAGGACGCUGACGACUCCAGUGGAGCUUAUCAAAUGUCUGAGGUCUAUCAAGGAGCAUGCUUUCGUUGCAUCUGAUUAUCCAGUUGUUAUUACUCUAGAAGACCACCUUAACCCGGAUCUUCAGGCUAAAGUGGCUGAGAUGGUCACUCAAACUUUUGGAGAAAUCCUGUUUUCUCCUGGCUCAGUAUGCUUAACGGAAUUUCCUUCCCCGGAAUUGUUGAAGAAACGGAUUGUCAUAUCAACCAAACCACCAAAGGAAUACCUUGAUGACAAAGAAAUUAAGGAGAUGAAGAGUGAUCCAAAGAGUGAGAAGGCUGGCUGCAUUGGAGCUGACGACAAGAAUGAAUCAGAUGAAGAUAGUGAUGAUGAGGACGAUGAAGGAGAUAUUAAGUCAAAGCGACAUGUAGCCCCAGAGUAUAAACAUUUAAUUGCAAUUCAUGCUGGGAAGCCUAAAGGUGGACUAGAUGUAUGUCUGAAAGUGUAUCCUGAGAAAGUGAGGCGUCUUAGCUUAAGUGAGCAUCAACUUGAAGAGGCUGCAGAAACUCAUGGAAAAGAAAUUGUCAGGUUUACCCAGCGGAAUAUUCUCAGGGUGUACCCAAAGGGUACCCGUGUAGAUUCAUCCAACUAUAACCCACUAAUUGGGUGGAUGCAUGGAGCUCAAAUGGUUGCUUUUAACAUGCAGGGACAUGGAAGAUCACUUUGGCUGAUGCGUGGAAUGUUCAAAGCCAAUGGUGGGUGUGGUUAUGUGAAGAAACCAGAUUUUUUGUUGAAGUGUAGUCCACAUGGUGAGGUAUUUGAUCCUAGAGCUGAGUUGCCUGUGAAGACAACUUUGAAGGUGAAAGUAUAUAUGGGGGAUGGAUGGUACAAUGAUUUCCACGAGCCAGGUUUUGAUGUAUUUUCCGAACCAGAUUUUUACGUCAGGGUAGGGAUUGCUGGAGUCCCUGCAGAUACUGAAAUGAAGAAGACUGAAACAGUGGAUGACAAUUGGACACCCGUUUGGAAUGAGGAAUUUGAGUUUCCAUUAACUGUUCCAGAAUUAGCUCUUCUUCAGGUUGAAGUUAACGAGCACGACAUGUCGCAAAAGGAUGAUUUUGGAGGUCAAACGUGUCUACCAGUCUCCGAAUUACGAAGAGGAAUCCGAGCAGUUCCACUCCAUGACAGCGAGGGAGUGAAGUACAAUUCUGUAAAGCUGCUUAUGCAUUUCGAUUUUGUUUGAGAGUAUUAGCAGUUCUAUGCUUUAUAGGGUCUAUAAAUAAUGAUAUAGAUGUACAGAUUAUUGAAGCUAUUCUGACUUGUUUGAUGCUGCUGUGGAACUGGUGUCUGAAUAAGUGAUCCACAUAGCUAUGCAGCAUAUAUAAUAACAUCAACAUCUGCCCUGCUGUUUUCUGCAGUUUGUAAGUUGGAAAUAACAUGGUGCAGGCAACUGGCAGACAAACUUUUGUGGUUAAAAGUGAUUAUCAUACCAUGUAUUAUUGUAACAUAAAUUACAAGCUUCUGCUCUUUCUCAAUGAUAAUUAUUUUUCUUUUC
Ricinus communis (castor bean) is the source of this 2165-nucleotide messenger RNA. RefSeq names its product phosphoinositide phospholipase C 2. NCBI's taxonomy places the organism in Eukaryota, Viridiplantae, Streptophyta, Magnoliopsida, Malpighiales, Euphorbiaceae. The record is from RefSeq and is a predicted model, not a curated record. The coding region runs from base 204 to 1853 and encodes 549 amino acids. Gene Ontology annotation, molecular function: phosphatidylinositol-4,5-bisphosphate phospholipase C activity. Gene Ontology annotation, biological process: phosphatidylinositol-mediated signaling; lipid metabolic process. The transcript is spliced from 9 exons.